This is a messenger RNA of Capsella rubella, 1358 nucleotides long. Its product is annotated as thiamine pyrophosphokinase 1. Gene Ontology annotation, biological process: thiamine metabolic process; thiamine diphosphate biosynthetic process. The record is from RefSeq and is a predicted model, not a curated record. Bases 334 to 1125 code for a protein of 263 amino acids. Gene Ontology annotation, molecular function: ATP binding; thiamine diphosphokinase activity; thiamine binding. NCBI's taxonomy places the organism in Eukaryota, Viridiplantae, Streptophyta, Magnoliopsida, Brassicales, Brassicaceae. The transcript is spliced from 7 exons.
GUCUCAAUUUCAACCUUUUUGCGAUUCAUAUCCGAAUUGUCUCUUCCCUAAAUCCAUGGCUAAUUUCAGGGUUUCAUUUGAAUGCUUUUCGAUUUUAUGAGUUCUGGGUUUUGUUUUCUAUAUCUUCUAAGCAUCACAUCUGCUCAAAAGUCUGUAAAUUUCCAGUAAAGUUCUCAACUUUUUUUUCAAAGUUUUGAUCUUUCUGCAGAUACAAGAUAUAUGGAUCUUAAUUUAGGUGAGAAUGAGAUUCUAAAGGCUCGGAUCAAACAACUUGAACUUGAUGCAAAAGAUGGUUCCUUUUAGUUAUCUACUUUGUGUUUUCUUCUUAUAGCGAUGGAUGUAAUGGUUCACUCUUCAAGCUUUCUCCUUCCUUACAAUCCAGCCGAGGAAACGAGAUACGCUCUCGUUGUUCUUAACCAGAAUCUGCCACGAUUCACUCCUCUUCUCUGGGAACAUGCAACACUUCGUCUCUGUGCUGAUGGUGGCGCUAAUCGCAUCUACGACGAGUUACCUCUCUUCUUCCCUCAUGAAGACGCUUCCUCCAUCCGAAACAGGUAUAAGCCUGAUGUGAUCAAGGGAGAUAUGGAUUCUAUUCGCCGUGAUGUCCUCGACUUUUAUGUGAGCUUGGGUACCCAGGUCAUAGAUGAAUCUCAUGAUCAGGAUACCACAGAUCUUGAUAAGUGCAUUUUGUAUAUCCGUGACUCUGCUUCCAAUCUAGAGAGUUCUAGAUUCCAGAUUCUUGCCACUGGAGCACUCGGGGGAAGAUUUGAUCAUGAAGCUGGUAAUCUCAACGUCUUGUAUCGAUAUCCAGACACAAGGAUAGUCCUUUUAUCUGAUGACUGCCUCAUCCAACUCCUUCCAAAGAACCAUCUACAUGAAUUACACAUUCAGUCUUCACUUGAAGGUCCUCACUGUGGACUCAUCCCUAUUGGAACUCCUUCUGCCAAAACCACAACCUCAGGGCUUAAAUGGGAUCUCAGCAACACUGAGAUGAGAUUUGGUGGGUUGAUAAGCACAUCAAACUUGGUUAAAGAAGAGAAGAUCACAGUCGAAUCGGAUUCAGAUCUUCUCUGGACUAUAUCUAUCAAGAAAACAGGACUUCCGCUAGAAAACAAUACACCGUAGGCGCUGUUAAAAAAAUAAGACACUUAGACCAACAUCUAAGAUACCCCAAUAUUGUUGCUCUUAGUAUAGAGCUACUAUGAUAUAUUCCAGAUGAAUGGAAUAACCUCAACAUUGUUUUGUUGCACGAAGUAAUUACUUGGUUGUACCAGUACUGUCGUUUUUGGAACACGAGUUGCUUUUUUAUGAUAUUAUUUCUUUGGUUUUGUCAUAACAACAAAAUAAAAGUGAUUGGA